Vollenhovia emeryi is the source of this 3253-nucleotide messenger RNA. It is a transcript of the gene Tace, whose product is annotated as ADAM 17-like protease. The coding region runs from base 241 to 2445 and encodes 734 amino acids. The transcript has 14 exons. The record is from RefSeq and is a predicted model, not a curated record. Gene Ontology annotation, biological process: membrane protein ectodomain proteolysis; Notch signaling pathway. Gene Ontology annotation, cellular component: plasma membrane. Gene Ontology annotation, molecular function: metalloendopeptidase activity. Lineage: Eukaryota; Metazoa; Arthropoda; Insecta; Hymenoptera; Formicidae.
UCGCGCGGAUUGUCAUCAUGACGGAUGUAAACAGGGAAACUACGCUCGACUAGUCCGUCAUUAUCCAAACUUGCGCUCUUCCCCGCCGCGUUAUUAUGCCGUGAAUCCCUCGACGGAUCGCGCCCGAGGUAUUGACGGAAUCGCGACGCGACGUCAACGGCGGGAUCGCAGGGAGAGAAAACGAGGAGAGGCCGAGUCCUCGUGCUUGCAUCGCCGACUCUCUUUUUUUCCCUCCCGAGAAUGGAGAAGCGAAACGCUCUGUUUAUCUACUGCGCUUUCGUUACGCUGCAAAGUGUUUGUGGCCUCCACAGAAGCCUGAGAUAUUAUGAAACGAUUCACAGUAACCACUUCCAACAUAGGAUUGUAAAGCGAGGCAUUCAUCAUAGUUAUCAUCCGUAUAACAAGAUAAGCGAAUUAGAAUUCUAUUCGCAUGGGCGCCACUUUCGAUUGAUUCUAACACCCAGAAGAGAAGUCAUACAUUCCAACUUCAAGGCGUACGAGGUCAACGCCGACGGAAAGGAGAAAACUGUACAUUUAGAUCAUGAUAAUUUCUAUCACGGCCGAGUGUUCGGGGAAAUCGAGUCUCACGCUCAGAUGCACAUCGAUGACGGUGUUGUGACGGGUAGCAUAACAAUCUCGGACGAGACCUUUCAUAUCGAACCAUCCUGGAGGCAUCUUUCUCACUUAGAUAAUCAGUCGAUGAUUAUUUACAAGUCUUCCGACGUUAAACUCAGCUGGGAGCAUUUCCAAAACGGAGAGGGUCAUACGCAUGGGGCGCCAAAGACCUGCGGCUACGUUAAAGAAGAUUUAAAUUAUACGUUAAACGACAAUUCUGAGGAUGACGAUAUAGAAAUGGAUAAUAGUAGCAGCAGGGUGAAGAGGCAAACGGAGACUUACGAAUAUACACCAACGAAAACGAGAUGUCCGUUACUACUCGUCGCAGACUAUCGAUUUUAUCAGGAAAUGGGCGCCAGCAGUACAAAAACCACAAUUAAUUAUCUGAUAAGCUUGAUCGAUAGAGUACACAAGAUUUAUAAUGACACUUUGUGGCAAGAACAUCAGGAGGAGGACGGUUUCAAAGGAAUGGGUUUCGUUAUCAAAAAGAUCGUUGUUCACAGUGAGCCGACGCGGGUGAGGGGCGGCGAGACGCAUUACAAUAUGGUCCGCGAGAAGUGGGACGUCCGCACGUUGCUCGAGGUGUUCAGUCGGGAAUACAGCCACAAGGAUUUCUGCUUGGCUCACUUGUUCACCGAUCUCAAGUUCGAGGGUGGUAUCCUCGGACUGGCCUACGUAGGAUCUCCUCGUAGAAAUUCCGUGGGCGGUAUCUGUACGCCAGAGUAUUUCAAAAAUGGAUAUACAUUGUAUCUGAACUCGGGGCUGAGCUCCAGCAGAAAUCAUUAUGGACAGAGAGUGAUUACAAGGGAAGCGGAUUUGGUUACAGCACACGAAUUUGGCCAUAAUUGGGGCUCCGAGCAUGAUCCAGAUAUCUCGGAGUGCAGUCCAAGUGCAAGCCAAGGUGGAUCUUACUUAAUGUAUACUUACAGCGUUAGUGGCUACGAUGUGAACAAUAAGAGAUUUUCUCCAUGCAGCCUGCGUUCCAUCAGGAAGGUCCUGCAAGCCAAAUCUGGACGCUGCUUCUCGGAGCCGGAGGAAUCAUUCUGUGGUAAUUUAAGGGUCGAGGGCGAUGAGGAGUGCGACGCAGGCCUCUUAGGAACGGAAGACAAUGACUCCUGUUGCGAUAAAAAUUGCAAGCUUCGAAGUAAUCAAGGAGCAGUUUGCAGCGACAAAAACUCUCCUUGCUGUCAGGGCUGCGCGUACAUGACUGCGGGCGUGAAAUGUCGCGACGCGCAAUACGCCACUUGCGAACAGGAAUCGCGCUGCACCGGAGCGUCUAGCGAAUGCCCGAGAUCGCCGCCCAUGAAGGACGGCACCGGCUGUCUCGAACGUGGUCAAUGCCGCGUAGGCAAAUGCGUACCGUACUGCGAAACUCAAAAUCUACAAAGCUGCAUGUGCGAUACUAUCACCGAGGCGUGUAAGAGAUGCUGCAGAAUGAGUUUGAACGAAACGUGCUUUCCGAUAGACCCGCAAGAUAUUUUACCCGAUGGAACACCGUGCAUUCAAGGUUUCUGCAACAAGGGCGUGUGUGAGAAAACGAUCCAAGACGUGGUGGAACGAUUCUGGGACAUCAUCGAGGAUAUAAACAUCAAUAAAGUUAUGCGCUUUCUCAAAGAUAAUAUAGUCGGUGCUGUGAUAAUCAUCACCGCCAUCAUAUGGAUACCGGCGAGUUGCGUCAUCAGUUACAUCGACCACAGGCGUGUGAAGGAGAGCGAAAAGAAGUGGCGGUGGAAGCAUACGGACGAGCUCAUUCAUCCGGACGAGCCGAGACAAGUGAUUUACGUUGGCGGUCAACGACAAAGGCUGCAGCACGUUAUGCAUCCGUCGUGAAUUCAGAUCACCCGCGUUAUGUACUUCUCUAGUCAGAUUUACAUGAAGUAAUAUAUAUCGUAAUACAGGAUGUUCGGUGGAAGAAAAUUUCAGAAGUGAUUCUACAUGAUAAAAUAAGACGAAAGUCAAGAUCAACGAAAUUACAGUGGAGACUUCGCUUCUUAAUUAGAAACGUUUAAAAAUUCGCGUGGAAUAGCGAAUAUUUUAAUAACUUAAUAAUAUACUUAUUUUAUCACGUAGAAUCCUUAAAUUUUGUCGCACCCAUUAUCGAACACUUUGUAUAUAUCUUCAGAGUGACAAAAUAUUGUAAAUAUCUGCUCUUUCUACGUUAUACAUACGUGUAUAUAACUUCUACAUAAUUUCUGUAAGAUCUCGAAUGAAUUUUGUAGUUGAGCGAACAAACUAUACAUUCCUGCGGUCUAUAGAGACAUUGAUAAUUCGUAUUUAGGAAUUAGAUAUAAUAGAAAUUAUUCGCUACUCUAUGUUUUUUGAUACUACGUAUAUAAAAUGUUAAAUCUUUUUAAAGUAUUACUUUUCCUAUGGUUGGCAUUUAUCACUUAAUUACUAAGAUUGCCAAGUUAUAUUGAUAUAUUACAGUACUUAAAGAAGAAUUGAGAACGGCAAAGUUUUCUUUGUAACUCGAAGUAUUAUACAUUUUACAUUAACAAUAUUAAUUUUAACAUUUUUUAACAUACCACGGCAAGAAACAGAUACUAGUCGUGUAACGACCUUUAAUGGCAUUAAAACAAUUCUAAUGUGCAAAUAUUUAAAUAAAACACAAUUGUGAGGCACGAAAAGCCUGAGGGAG